Messenger RNA from Myiozetetes cayanensis, 4697 nucleotides. It is a transcript of the gene OPRD1, whose product is annotated as opioid receptor delta 1. Bases 145 to 1293 code for a protein of 382 amino acids. The record is from RefSeq and is a predicted model, not a curated record. Gene Ontology annotation, molecular function: neuropeptide binding; G protein-coupled enkephalin receptor activity. Gene Ontology annotation, cellular component: membrane; neuron projection. Gene Ontology annotation, biological process: G protein-coupled opioid receptor signaling pathway; neuropeptide signaling pathway. Lineage: Eukaryota; Metazoa; Chordata; Aves; Passeriformes; Tyrannidae. The transcript is spliced from 3 exons.
GGGGACACGCGGGUUUAUAAAGCGUCCCCGGCCCCGCGCGGGUGCGGGAGCGGCGGCGGCGGCACCGGGCGGGAGCGGGGCUCGAACCCGCGGUGCUCGGGUGCGCCCCGGGAGCCCCGACGGGGCCACGGCCGCCCAAGGGCCAUGGAGCUGCCCACGGAUGUGGCCAUGGAUGUGGCCAUGGAGCUGAGCACGGUGCUGCCCUCGGUGCUGCCCUCGGCCGCCGCCACCCCCUGGGACAACGGCACCGCCUGGGACCCCCUGCCCGGGCACGGGGGCAACGAGACGGGCCCGCCGAGGGCCAAGAACGCCACGUCCAUCCUGAUCGCCAUCGUCAUCACCGCGCUCUACUCCGUGGUGUGCGUGGUGGGGCUGCUGGGCAACGUCCUGGUCAUGUACGGCAUCGUCAGGUACACCAAGAUGAAGACGGCCACCAACAUCUACAUCUUCAACCUGGCGCUGGCUGACGCGCUGGCCACCAGCACGCUGCCCUUCCAGAGCGCCAAGUACCUCAUGGAGACCUGGCCCUUCGGGGAGCUGCUCUGCAAGGUCGUGCUCUCCAUUGACUACUACAACAUGUUCACCAGCAUCUUCACCCUCACCAUGAUGAGCGUGGACCGCUACGUCGCCGUGUGCCACCCGGUCAAGGCCCUGGACUUCCGCACGCCGGCCAAGGCCAAGAUCAUCAACGUCUGCAUCUGGGUGCUCUCCUCCCUCAUCGGGGUGCCCAUCAUGAUCAUGGCGGUCACCAAGUCAAAAGACGGGAUGGUGCUGUGCACCCUGCAGUUCCCUGACCCUCCCAUCUACUGGGACACCGUCACCAAGAUCUGCGUCUUCAUCUUCGCCUUCCUGGUGCCCAUCCUGGUCAUCACCAUCUGCUACGGGCUGAUGAUCCUGCGCCUGAAGAGCGUCCGCCUCCUCUCGGGCUCCAAGGAGAAGGACCGGAACCUGCGGCGCAUCACGCGCAUGGUGCUGGUGGUGGUGGCCGCCUUCAUCAUCUGCUGGACCCCCAUCCACAUCUUCGUCAUCGUCUGGACGCUGGUGGACAUCGACAAGAAGAACCCCUACGUGGUGGCCAGCCUGCACUUCUGCAUCGCCCUGGGCUACACCAACAGCAGCCUCAACCCCGUCCUCUACGCCUUCCUGGACGAGAACUUCAAGCGGUGCUUCCGGGAGUUCUGCCUGCCCUUCCGAGCCCGCGUGGACCAGAACAGCUUCUCCCGCGCCCGGAACACCACGAGGGAGCAGGUGUCCACCUGCACCCCCUCGGAAGCCCCCAACAAGCCGGCAUGACUAGGCGUGGGCAGCCCCCAGCGGGGCUGCCGGGGACGCGGAGGGGACGACCUGCGCUCGGAGGUCACCCAGGUCACCACCACGGAGUUCUGAGCAGAGCGGUGGCACCGCCGGGUGACGCCCCGGGGGUUGUGCCCGCAGUGACUGCAGAGACUUUGGUUGUCCCAGGAGAAGCGGGAUGGGGGAAGCAGGACUUGCCGAGCGGGGCAGGGAGAGGAUCGGGACAAGAAUCAACCCGGGCAGAGCUGCUCUGCUGCUGCUCCCACCCUGACUGAGGCCACCCAGCAAGGGCUGUCACCCUCCCAAACGUGGCUCUCUGCAGAGCCCAGGACACCAGGACUGCAGUGUCCAUGUGCUUCUCCUCCUGCAGGGGCCAAGGUGGCACCACAGCCCAUGGCAAGAGGGGAAACGCUCCCGUGGCAUAAGGGGACUGUGCCAGGGGGUGAUUGUAGGACCAUGGAAUCGUUCAGGUUGGAAAAGCCCUCUGACCCAUGGCCACCAAGGCCACCACUGACCCAUGUCCCCGAGUGCCACAUCCACAGGGCUUUAAAUCCCUGCAGGGAUGGGGACUCCACCACUGCCCUGGGCAGCUGUGCCAGGGCUGGACAGCCCUUUCAGUGAAGAAAUGUUUCCUGCUAUCCAACCUAAAGCUCUCCUGGCACGACCUGAGGCUGUUUCCUCCACCAGAUGAUGGGACAUCAGUCCAUCCCCCUCUGAGCUGUGUCCAAGAAACAACCAGAGCCGGGAAGAGAAAAUGAUGUCGCUUCAGAGACUGUAAUCAAAGAGCUCCAGAUCCACACCUGGAGUCCUUCAAUCUGGGACUGCUCCCAGAGAAGAACUUUCUACCACUGAUGUCAUUACUCUGUUAUUUAGAGACCUCUGACUGCAGCCAGGGCAGCCCUGGACAUGGGUGUGAUGCUGGGAAUACGGAUGCAGCCAGGGCAUACCUGAAGCUGACUCUUUACCCACGUGCCAGUGCCAAAUUCCCUGUGCCCUGCAUCCAUCAAGGUGACAGGGAGCUGAUGAAGACAUUAAGCCCGAGAAGAACCUCAUUAAGGGAGUAAUUUGUGGGCACUCGAGUUGUUUCUCGCAGUGCUAAAGCAGUUAGGCUGGAACAACGGGCAGUGCCAAGGGCUCUGCCUUCCCUGCCCAUCAGGAGAAGGCUGAGCAACAGCACUGCCCAGAUUUCCAGAGCAGAGCCAAAAAGGAUGGGAUGGGGCUGUGCUAUUUUGUGUUUUUUAGGAGAAGAUGAAAAAACUAUUCCCUUUCUUUCACAAUUCCCCAAGCAGGGACAGAGGCUGUGCAGGCACCGAGCAAGGACCCACAGCCUGCAAGAGGCAGAGAUCUGGGGGUCUCAGCUCUCAUCUGGAUGGAGCAGCAUCCCCCUAAAGGCAUGGCCGAGCUCCAGCUCCCACCACAUCCUGCAGGAGCCACAUCACCUGCAGCUGAACGAUGACUGAUGGGUGCUCCCCCUCCCCGAAUCCCCCCGUCAGCCCCGUGCCACACCCCUGAGCCACCACUUGUCCUUGUUGUCCCCUUGCCACCGUCAUUGCCAGGCAGUCAGACAGCCCGGGGAGGAGGAGGGGGGUGCUUGGAGGAAGCAGGAACAGCAGUGAGUGCACAAAUUGGUGCAGCUGGAGGAAGCAGGCGAGCGCUGGGGGCACCUGGGGCUCUCGGGCUGGAGGCAGAGCCUUGCCUUGUGUCUGGUUUCUCCAGUUGCAUCAAUUUAGUCUAAUAACGGCCAUUACUUCUCCUCAGCAGCCCCACCUUUCUCCAGAGCCUGUGGAAAUUGCAGCCUUCCUUGUUAGGAAGACAUGAGGCAGCCAAGGCCAAUUUCUGUUUCAAAGGAAUCGAGUAGGGUGAAAUUGCCCAUUUGGGUCUCAAAUCAAUUGUGCUGGAGGAUCCUCCUCCUCCUCUGCCUGCACCGUGUCAACCUGGCACAGGCAAAAGCCUCUUGCUCAGUGUUACAUCCACCUGGACAUCUGCAGCUCGUGCCCAGGGCUCCUCAGGAUCCCUUUGCAGGCACGGAUGGAGUCCUGGAUCACUGGCUUGGGUUCCUCAUCCUCUGCUGCCACAACUCGUGGAGCAUCGGGUGAGGGAAGGCAGGGUGGGCUCCAGGGCAGGAACUGGGGAGAAACCCCCAGGGUCCCACAAGGCUGAGUUUCAGCUCCUUGAGAAGAGAGGCUGAAGUGCCCAGAGGGUUGGAGACCAUCCUUUAGCUGUCCACACCCAGGGCAGAACCCUCAGCAGCCUGUGGUGGGAAAGGUUUGCAGCUGGUUGAUGGCGAGGACCUGGCCACGGUGGGAUUUUGGGAUGAACCACCUGGCUGGAUGCUGUGGAGUGGGACAUCUUGGGGGUUCUCUCCUGGCUUGAGCACGAAGCUGAAUUCCAGCUUGGUAUCUCAGUUUGGGGGGCACCCCUAAAAGACGUGGUGACCCCAAAUCGGUGAUCUCUUCAACCCGCCAGUGCCUCAGAGCGCCCUAAAAUCCAACCCCGUGACCAAGGCUGGGAAUGGCACGACGGAGAGCAGCUCUUCCCACGGCAGGGGAGGAACAGGGACACAGGGAAGGUGAACCCCACCAUCAGGGAUGGGGCAUCUCUGCCCUGGUGCAGCCCCUCUGAGGACGUGUCAUCGAGUGGGGGGCACGAGCGAGCCCCCCACCAGUGCUGGGGCCCGUGGGCUGCCCUGAGGCUCCACAGGCAGCUCAGCCCCCCUCCAAUUUCCCAUCCCCACGGGGCCUUUUUUCCAUCUGCCGAAUUCCCAGCCUGCUGGGACACGUGCCUGCCGUGGCCUUAAAGCGGGUUAAGAGGCUCCAAGUCAUUACUUUUUAAAAUGCCACCGUGCUUGGGCAGAGCUCUGAGCCCAGGAAACGUGGCUUUCCCGAGCUCUGGCUUUGCUGACUGACAGAAUAUUCCCGGGAAAAAGGGGACACGGGAGGAGAGCACCACACUGGAGCACGUGGGGGUGGCACAAGGACCUUGAGCAUCCCGUUCUGGCAGCAGCCUGGCAGGGAUCUUGGGGGCUGAUCCAGCUUCUCCCCUCCCAAAAACACAGCUGUGCCGGCCCCUCGUUUGGGUUGGGAAAGUGAGGGGGAAUCCUGACCCUGGGGAACACCACUGGGAUGCUGGGAGGGAGCUCUGUGUGUUCUUAUAUAAAUAUAUCUGUAUGUAUAUGUGUCUCUAGGUGUAUGAAGUCAAAGUGACCCCAAGGGCCCCCCCUCCCACCCCCUGCUACAGCAGCUGCCCCGAGUGUGGUGGAGCUGAAUUCACCAUGCCCACAGCACCUCACCAAGUGCUUCAGCCACUAUUUCCAGCUGCAGCCCUUGGGAUUUUGGGCUUUUUCGGUGGCUAUUCUGUAUAGGAACCCUGCUUUCUAAAAAAUAAAAUAAUACAGCAAAAUGAAA